Zingiber officinale is the source of this 1107-nucleotide messenger RNA. RefSeq lists its product as uncharacterized. Gene Ontology annotation, molecular function: zinc ion binding; aspartic-type endopeptidase activity; nucleic acid binding. Gene Ontology annotation, biological process: proteolysis. The record is from RefSeq and is a predicted model, not a curated record. The transcript is spliced from 3 exons. Bases 1 to 1107 code for a protein of 368 amino acids. Lineage: Eukaryota; Viridiplantae; Streptophyta; Magnoliopsida; Zingiberales; Zingiberaceae.
AUGCGUCAGCCAUCUCGUCAGGAACUCGACUACUUCAGCCAACAAGUUAUGGCUGGGAGAAGGAACAACAACAACGGAGAGAUGGGUGGUCAGAACAACCAGUUCCUAGAAGGACUUACAGCACUCCUACAUGAACAGAACCGCAUUCAUGGGGAACAAAUUCAACAAAUACUGCAGGCUAGGGAGCAGGGGAGCACACCCAGACGUUCUGCACCUAGCACGCAACCGCUCACAGAUGCGGACAAAGUCAGGUUUGCGAUAUUCAUGCUCCGGGAUGAUGUUCGAGUAUGGUGGGAGGGUGCGCGGCUGACUGUAGAUCUGGCUACUUUGACUUGGACUGAUUUUAAGGAGGUAUUCUAUGGAAAGUAUUUCACAGUUGACAACAGGACACGGCUGGCACGGGAAUUCUUGGAGCUUCGUCAGGGAGAUUUGUCAGUGGCGGAGUAUGUCAGGAGAUUCGAGAGAGGACGCUAUUUCAUACCUAUGAUUACUAGCCAACCAGUCGAGGAGCUGAAGCAAUUUACAGAAGGUUUGAGGCCGGCUAUUCGCCAUGAUGUCAGGCUGAGUCGGGUCACCACAUUCCGAGAAGCUGUUGACCAGGCAUUGAUGUCCGAAAGAGACAGAAAUGACAUGAUCAAGGAAGCUCAAAACAAGAGACUAAGUUAUCAGGGACGGGAUCAACAGGAGACGGGGAAGAAGAAGACAAUUCCUGGUCAGAAUUCAGGAAAGCAGCCGUUUAAGCAAGCACAACCGCGUCAGCAAAUUCAGAAGGCACAAGCAGCUGAAGGCACUGGUUCCAGGGUCGAAAACAAGGUUCGUUGUUCCAAGUGCGAGAAGAUUCAUGCUGGGCAGUGCUUAACAGGUACAGAUGCGUGCUUUAUGUGUAAGAAGUCAGGACACUUUGCGAGGGAAUGCCCACUGCUCAGGGAGCCAACCAAAGGAAGAGUAUUUGCGAUGACACAAGAGCAUGUGGAUCUGGACACGGCUAUUAUCACAGGUAUGAUUUAUGUUGCCAAUAUUCCAGCCCAUGCAUUAAUAGAUUCCGGAGCUACACAUUCCUUUAUAUCUGAGGCCUAUCUCACAAAACUGGGCAUUAUACCUGAAUGA